AAAAAAUACAUUCAUGAAAUAAAGUUCGCGCAAUAUGCCACAGCUUUAACAAAUAUGUUACUAGUUCUGAAAGUUCAUUUUUGUGAAUAUUUCAUUUGAACUUGGAACAAAUAACUCAAAAGAUUCAACCUGUUCCAUCCAUGGAGAAAUAAGGACUCAGUGGCGCCAAUACUUCUCUGAUAAAGGUUAUAGUGGCUCCUCCAUCUGAUUACAACAACAAGUCGUAUUGCUUGGUGUCGCAUUAAAAGACAUUCAGUCAAGAAAUCCACCAUCUAACAAGAGAAGGAUAUCGAAGUUGGAAUAUUAAUGUGGUGAUGUCGCUACUUCAAUAAAACCACCAAAUAUUCUACCUUCAUUCAAUCACACCCGCCCAAGAUGACAACAACAAAUGAUGUUAUUGAAAUCCCCGAUGAUCUGACCGAACUCUGCCGUGUAUGCCUACAAAUUCCAGAUGAAAACAAUUGUCUGGACAUAACAAUGAUCUACGAUGAAGAUGACAACCUAACAUAUGGAGAAUGCUUUACAAUUUGUACCAACAUCAAUUUGGCUGAUGGGGACAAUCUACCUCACAAUCUGUGUAAAACAUGUGGCCUAGAAUUACAAAUGAGUUAUGACUUUUAUAAGAAAGUCGAGGAGUCGAAACGUUCCUUGGAACAAUAUCAGCAAAAAAUUGAAGAGGUCACAAAACUGGUGGAAUUGAAAACAGAGUCAGCGGAGAGAAGAGCUGAUGUCCCCGUGACAAAUUAUGCCAAUACAGAUGCCAGUGACGAUAAAAAGCAUGCUACUAAAUCUCCGAAUAUGGAAGUGGAGUCACUGUUCCAGUCAUAUGAUAAACUAGAGCUUGAAGUCGUGUCAAAAGAUAGGCAACAAAUUGACAGUAACUUCUUUGUGGAAAAUGAGCACGAAAACGAGGAUCACCAUCAAUCUUAUGGUGCUGAGGUUACUGCUAACACAGAGACUGCCGUCCAUGGAUUAUCUGCAACAGCAGUACAAGAGGAACACUUAGACGAAUUUAAUAUUGUUGAGGCUUUGGAAGAUGAAGAAACCCAGCAUUCCAAAUUAUCCAAUGGAAAUUCCGGGUCAAUUAUUCUACACAUGGAUGACAGUGGAAAAUAUUUCUUUGAAACAGAUGAUAUUUCCAAUCAAGGGCAACAGCAGUAUACCACUGUUACAAUAGGAGAUGGAGAAUUUGAGGAAUCUUCACAAGAUUCACAACAACUUGAAGAUGAUACAAAUCGUUCGUGGCAGGAGAAUGUGGUGGCAGUGGCGAAUAAGGAACACAUACCAUUAGAAAUGGUAAACCAGGAAUUACACCAUCCAACCAAAGAUAGUAAUGAAGACUUUGCAUAUGAACUAAUAGAAAAUGAUGAGGACGCCGUUGCCAACGAUGUUGGCGAGGAAUAUAUUGACAUGGUUGAAAAUGACAAGGAGGGUGGCUACACAAAUUCCGCGUCACAACAAUCGCGCAAACGCCAUUUCGGCUCAUUUUCCUGUGAUUUUUGUCAAAAAGUAUAUCCCAACUAUUCUCGAAUGAUUACCCAUCGACGGUGUCACGAAAAGGAUCGUCCCAAAUAUACAUGUGAAUAUUGUGGUCGCAUCUAUGCCACAAAGCAGGCCAUGGAUUGUCAUGUACAAACGUUUCAUAAAAAGACUGGUUUUACGUGUCACAUAUGUCAAAAGAUAUUCGCCAUACGACGCAGCCUCGAAGUGCAUAUGCGUUUUCACACGGGCGAUUUCCCCUACGCGUGUAAUUUAUGUGAUAAGAAAUUUGCCCAAUUGGGUCAUUUGAAUACGCAUAAAAAUGUACGACAUAAUAAUGUACGAUUCGGCUGUAAUUAUCCAGAUUGUGGGAAAUUUUUCACCUCAUCCUCAUCGCUGCGGAAUCAUGAAUUUUCACAUAGUGCAAUGCCGUUUGAAUGCCACUACUGCCAGCGUGGUUACCCGGCUAAGGCGAAAUUAAAGGUCCAUGUCAAGCGUAAACAUAACAUUGAAUUGUCCAUAGAACAACUGGAAGAUAUGCGCAAAUUCCAUGUAGCACGUUCAAAAGUAAACUUAGUUAAGGUAGUUCCAAUUGAAGACGAAGAGGAGGAAGAAGAAAUAUAGCAAUAAAUAAAAUUGAAAUUGAAAAUAUAAAA
Musca domestica (house fly) is the source of this 2135-nucleotide messenger RNA. Its product is annotated as zinc finger protein 470. Gene Ontology annotation, cellular component: nucleus. NCBI's taxonomy places the organism in Eukaryota, Metazoa, Arthropoda, Insecta, Diptera, Muscidae. The record is from RefSeq and is a predicted model, not a curated record. Gene Ontology annotation, molecular function: zinc ion binding. Bases 376 to 2103 code for a protein of 575 amino acids. The transcript is spliced from 3 exons.